Molecule: messenger RNA, 13435 nt
Organism: Xyrichtys novacula (pearly razorfish)
Lineage: Eukaryota; Metazoa; Chordata; Actinopteri; Labriformes; Labridae
Source: the annotation of a GenBank genome assembly
GCUCGUACAAACCGCUCCUGGACUUGAGAACUAGGUAACUAAGCAUAAACCUGAGGAAGUAUUUUCGUCUGUUUUAAUCCCAAAACAUUAAUUCUCCACGUCGUACAUGUAACCGAUAAAUAACAGCAACUAUUCAUGCGAGUUAGUAUCGCGCGCCCUGGGUAACCACGGAAACAAACGCGUGAAAAACACAGAUGGCGCAUCCACAUUUGACUGUCACAUCCACGAAUAAAAUCCACGAAUAAAAACGAGUGAAUCCACGGUUUUCAAUACCUUGUCAGAGGAAAUGGUUGAUGAUAGAGCAAUGGCAAAAACACGUCCAAACUCGUCCGAGUCUCAGGCUGGGUGAGUGAUUUAUUCUUUCUCAUGUUCUGUGAAUGAUGAUUGAAAGUGGGUUGAUUAUGUUAGAAAAAACAAACCAAAGUAAACAAGACAUAGAUGUUUUCUGUAUCAUCUCCCGUUUCAGGUGUACCCAAGUUGCAUUUGCUCCUGUAAAAGUGUUCUUUGUUUGUAGGUUUAUAGAAGCUCACUUUUUCAAAUUGUCAGUGCGUCCUCAAACGCAGCAUGUAUAAUAGUUUUUCUGAUUAACUUUUCAAAUCAGUAAGCACAAGUUUCUGAACAAUGAGUUUGUGAUUUGCAGGAUGUUUGCAUUUAUCAUUCGCUUUAGCCAACUGCAAUGUGUUGGUACCUGUGAAGUUAACACAGUGCAAUAAACGUGCACACAGACAACAGGUAGGGGAGAGUGGGCUAAGUUAAGUCAAAGGGUAAGUUGAGCCUUGGAAAUGGUAAAAGAAAUUAAUCAUGUGACCAAAUAUUUAGGAGAUGGGCAUCAAUUCAUGGAGUCUGUGAAAGUGAGAAGCACAUGGGUGAAGAUAUAUAUAUAUAUAUAUUAUCAAGACAGUUAUGUUUACACUCAUUAUGUUGGUUUGCAGGGAUGAACAACAUCUUAAAAUAUAUGCAGAUACAGUAGUUAGAGACAAAACUAUGAUCACCUUGAUGUAGUGAUCUGAAAUAUGAAAAAUGGCUCAUCUUACCCCACUCUCCCUACAUGGCUCAUGGAUCAAAUGUGUAAAGACCUUGACAUCACAAUCAGCCAAUCACAACUAAGUUUGAAAGGAUGAAGUUAACUGCUGGUGCGCUUCCACCCAUAGAUGGGGACAGUAUAUGACCACCAGCUGCAGUAUCAGAUUAUUCUGAUGUGGGCAUGUCAACCAAUUCUGAAAAUGAAGAGGCCUCAUAAUAGUGAUAUUCAUGGCAGAGCUGUUGUGCUGGGUUGCAGUCAACCGCCCCAGUGUUCAUGAUGGUAUGGCUGGUCAGUGUAUGUCCACACUGAUAAUACAUAUGAUAAAAUACCUUGUUUGACAGUAAUGACGGCAUCAGCAGCGUGGGCACAUCUCCCCUGUCUGACCCGGAUAUGUUGAGUGCUUCACAUUCUUUACAUGAGAGAAAGGAGUUUAUUAUGAUGCCCCCUGAAGGAAAGCUUGAACACUUUAACAGACAAGCUCAGGACCAUGAAGACCACCAAGAGGUGAGUACGAUGUAGGGUGUGGUGGGAAAAAAUGUUACCUCAGUCUUUUGUGUAUUGACAUCUGCUCAGAAGGGUGAAUAAGGUGUUCAGCAUCCAAGAUGGCAUAAAGUACAUCCAACUUUCCUAUCUUGCAGAGUGUCAAGAGAGAGAAUACUGAUAGUCACACGCUUUAUCUUUCCAGUUUGAUGCUUGUAUCCAGGAUCUGGUGCGUUGUGUGGCUCUGACAAGACUGGUGUAUGAAGAAGGACAUCUUAAACUAGCCCAAGCCCAUGUUAGACUAGCCAAAGCAUAUUUCCACUUUAAAGGUAAUUUUAAGAUACAUCUACCAUGCUUUCACUUAAACUUAAGUCUCCUUUUUAGUACCUUAUUUUUAAUGUGGUGAUAAAUUUGUUAUUUUGCCUAAAAUACAUGUAAGCUUGUGAUAACGUACAUUGCUUUGUCUCUCAUGCAGGCUGGGGUCUGCAGGCUCAGGAGCACUUAGACCUGGCAAGACAGCUACUUCCUUUCUGCACCUCCAUCUCAUCCGGCACAAGUGAAAAGCGUGAGAUUCUCAUGUGUCUGCUGAGUGUGCAUCUCACACAGGGAGGUACUUCCCUUCUUACAGACAAAUAUCCUUGCUGUAAAUGUGUUUCAAAACAAUACACUAGACUGAACAGACAUAUCAACUCAAACAACUCCUGCAAAAGUCCUUGACUCUAGUCAACCCUUGAAGAGGCAGAGUCCUCUUUUCUGGAGGCAGAGCGGGUUCUCGGGGAGCUUCAUCAACUUGCUGGUAUUGACCGGGAAGGGAAGAUAACCACUGAGUUGGAAAUCUGCAAUGGUCUAUCCAGGUUGAGUACUGAACUAUUUUUAAUGUGUAUUACUUGUAGCACACAGUGGAUGUAUGGUUAAUAUAUGAAAUUGGUAAAUAUGACAUAUUUAGGGGCUCAAGUGCAGAACAUGCAGCCUUUAAGAUUCAAAAGCAGCUGCUGCUCAUUUUAGCAAUGCUGUUGAGUAAUUAGAUGAUUUGUUCUAUUUAUUUCCUCUGACUUGCUCUUAUUAACGGUAACAUGUGCCAGGGGAUAUUCAGAGUAUAGCCUGGAUGGUUUCACCUUUGCAGCAGUUGUUUAUUAUUAUUACUCAUCAUGUCACCCUGAAAACCCCCGAAGUUCUAAUAUAGCACUUUGCUAAAAUGUUUGGCCACAAGAUGGCGAUGAGUCACUGCAACCAGCAAAGCAAAAUUUUCCAUGUGCUCUUGAACACAACAACUUGACAAAUCAGGGUUUUCCCAUGUUGCUGUCCAGUCCACUGAGCAGGUCAGUGUGGGUGUUUUGUAAUUAAGCCUGCAGUCCAGCUGGGUGGGGUCUCUGCAUGUCCACUCGUCCAGUCACUGAGCAAGCACAGUAAAGAGAAGCCUUGUCUGUUUUCUAUCUAACAUUGACCUCCUCCUCAGUCACUUAACCCCUUACCACAAUUCAUGCUGAGAUAUUGCUUUCACUGUCUGAUAGACUGAUUCGGCUUGUGUCAUUCUCUUUCAAGCUGUUUACUUCACACCAAGUGGUAUUGCAACAUUAUUGAUUUGCGUCUACAGUUUUACAGUGAACAUUUGUAACGUUAUGGUGGUAUUGACAGCACACGCCCCCACAGGCUGUACAGCAUGCUAGAGUAAAGAUUAAAGACCUAAUAAAUCACGGUUGACGCCUCAGACAUCAAGUGCAGGAGAGACUAAUGUUUACUUACCAUACUGAGAAAGCCAUGGGACCUAGCAACAUAAAAUAUAUCAACGAUUUGUUGUAGAUUGGAUAAGUGAGUGGAUAGUAAUUUUGAUGAUGUUGAGGGGACAGGUUGGUUUAUUUGGAUUUAUUUUGAUUCAGUGGAUAGAGCAGUUGGUAUUGUAUCGAUAUCUGGAUAUAACUUCCUUUUAAGUACUUAAAUUAUCCCUGCAAUGAACUUAGUGUAUGUUGAAAAAACCACAGCAGCUCAGUACAUCUCACAGCUGCAUGUCUGUGAAGCCAUGUAAACAUCCUUCUGCAAGGAUCCACAGCCUCAGACAUUCACCAAGCCUGCGUAAGUUGUGAAUAAGUUGUGUUUUAUGGGUUACAGAACAUUUAUGAUCAUUUCACCUAAUCAUCAGAGACACUGAGGCAGAAGAACUACUGCAUCUGUAGUGCAAAAUGAUUAAUAUGAUGAUUAUUACUUCAAUGAAGUGAUAAAGUAAUGAUCUUAAAUGUUCUUCCUUGAGCUGCGUCACCCCGCUGUAGUCCGUAAUGGACUGGUCUCGCUACAAACAAGCGGCUGCUGGAAGAGAGUAGGUAAGUUGUGUUUAGUCUCUUUGCUAAAGAAAUCAGGCAAAGUUAAAAAGAUGUUUGGUGGCCACUGGCUAGUACUAUGGCUGGGACCCUAUAUGUACUGUUGAUGAAGCAUGCUGUUCUGAGCAUUAUUUGUGGCUAUAGAGUGGCGUUUUGGUUGAGGUUUGUUUAUGGCUCCUCAGACCGCUGUGUAUUACUAUCCUGUGGUCGUUACUAAAGUUGGUAUAACUAGAGAAACAAGCAGUCGGCAACAUUCAUCUCUCAAGGGGGGGUCUAACUUGGAGUUGCGUUGUGUUUGACCCUAAAUUAAUUUUACGCCAGAAUAUCCCUUUAAGAUGAAUUACAGCACACCCACAAAUAAUAAUAAAAAAUGACAAACGGUUCCAAUUAUUCUAUUAAUGGUUACACUGAUUUUUGUCUACCACACAGCAUACUCUUCAUUUUGAUUAACUGCAUGCUGCUGUGGAAGAGAGUAAUUCAAUUGACACCCAUUUGUUCGAUUUGAUGUUUCUAUAUGGAUUUCAUUUACCACAGUGUGCUGCAACACUAAGUGGUUCCGGCAAGCCAGAAAGCCAUGUUAGUCAUGACAGCUGAACUAAGCAUACGCCUAUCUUCCAUUAGGGGAUUGACCCACUGCCUUGAUUAUGAGUUAAUAUUCAAAGUAGAUGGGUUAUGCCCAGAGUAAUUGUGGUUUAACCAGCUUCCUGAGAUAGUUUUAAAAAGCUGUUACUUUCAAGGCCUUAAAUGUUGAAUUUAGGCUACUUUAACACUGAGCGACUAAGGGCAGGUCUUCAAUGUAAUCUGAGGACAACAUGUUGAGUCUCAUAACAAUAAGGAAAGACUGACGAUAUUUCAAGAGGUUUCACGGUUGUAAAGGCAAGUUGAAGAGUUGUGGACCCACAUGUUUUGAGGAUCCUGUUGCUAGGUGAAGAGGAGUAAAACCACAGCAGAAUUUAAAGUAAACAAACCAAAUCAGCAGCAGCAGAGGUUAGCUCCUCUCACAGGAAUCUGAAAAUGAUGCCAUCUUGCUCUGUUUCAAAGAGUCAGAGUUUGUUGACAUGAUGUGUGUAAAUUGAAAAAAUGUGCAGACUCUGGCUGGUGUGUAAGCUUGCUAAAUCUCUUUUGUUAGAUGGUGACUAAGAAUUUGGCGUGCCCCUAAAGCCCUGUCAGUCAACACUGUUGUGAUGAGGGGGAAUGUUCCCACCAAAGCCUGGAACAAAAAAUUGUAUGCUCAGCUCCCCCAUAGAUCAUGGUCCACAUAUUCUGCUGGGUUCUGGAUUCACACUCAAGGUGUGUGCUUUGAACAGCCAGGUGGGAAAUUUGGCAGUUUUUGUAGUUUUAGAUUUGUUUUAUGGGUGUGUGUGAUCUCAUAUACUUGGCUUCACUUCUCGAUAACUGCUGUCAUAAAUUCAAAAGCAAAUUGAUAGAUUUAUUUCAAUUCCCUCAUGAUUAUAAUAAAAUAACUUAAUAUUUUCUCAACCUUUAAUUUAAUUCUCAUGUUUAUGCUCUGCAUUCAUUUAAAUUUCCUCUAUGUAAAUAGAUCACAGAGUUUGUAUUGCUGUCAGUCACUCUGUCGCAACAUCCUUACUCACAGAUUUAUUGCAUAGCUAAUGUGUACUGAGUAUUUUCAUAGUUUUAACCCACAUUUACCUGAGAACACAAUAAAGAGCUUCAUCAGUCUGAAUGCUACAGAUGCUGACAUACUUCUCUUUAUGUCGAUCUGUUUUUACUUCAUCUCGGCCUUUGUGGAUCAUUUUCUGAGUAGAAGUCCACAGAAAAACAACGUCAACCGUGUUCUGGAAACAUUUACAAUAGAGGGCUGUGUGGCUUUCUUGGCAACACAUCUACAAAUCCUUAAUUAUAUAAAUACUCUUCCCUUUGGACUCUCCGCAGAUUGCAGUGGGUUGAGGCAUAUUACAGUUCUAGCCAGGAUGUGCGUAAGGAUGUGAAGUGAAUGAGAGGAUAGAGGGGUAUUGUAUCUGUGUGUCCAUGCAGGCUGCAGGCUGGCAGAGCUCAAGUAAUGCUGGAAUGUAGCUCCGCUUCAACCAUCCCUGCUGCCCUACAAGGACUUGAAGUGCCUGCCCUGUGAAAACUAAUGGGUGGGGCACUCACUUCUUCUGUCCAUCUUGUUGGGAUAGUCUUCUAUUCAUGAGAAACGAGGGAUAGGAGCGGGACGUGAUACUGUCUGUCUUACAGUGCUGUUCAGUGCCUUCAGAACAUUUACUUCAGGUAAUGAUGUUAUAGAAAAGAAAACACAUAGUACCUUAAAUCAGGUGUAAGACUUACACUGUGUUGAUGCAAGAAGACUGAUUUGUAAAAGUGGUUUCUCUCUGCUGCUGUAACACAGCAACCGAGCCCGAGUCUGAUUGUAAGUGAGUGUUGUGUCCUCUGUGAAAGGCCCCCCCCUUUGACUGGGGAGCAGAAUUAAAUUUAGAGUCCAUUAGCUGGUUGGAAGCUGUUGGCAGAGUGGGUUGAUGGAUUUGAUGUCCUUGCAGGGGUUAAUGCAGCUACCGUCUUACAUCUCUUUCUACACUCUCCCUCUACUGUGCUGUGUAAAAACCUGAGUGACUCCAUUGUGCAGGAUGCUGAAAAAUGGCUUGAUUGAGCUCCAACUUGGUGACAAUCUCACAUGUACAGAUAAAGGAUGGAUUGAGCUGCUCUUUGUUUCAACGAGGAUCAUGCUUAAAUCUUGAGUUUUGUGUUGGUGGUUUACUCAGACAACAUGACCUCCCUUUCUCUUUACCCGCUUGUCAGACAUCAUCAAGAGUGAAAUUUUGAACAAUGUAGAAGUUAUCUUUAAGACUUGCAGUUAAUGUCAGGAGUUUGAAAGCAGAAUAUUCCCAACUGAGGUGGUUAGGAGAACUGAGAGGAGGCAAAAAAAAAACAGUUAAAGGGCAAUGUGCAAACUUUUCCUAUUAUAGUCUGCACUACUUCAACAAGCUUCUGCAGCUUCAUCAGCCAAAAGCCUUUUACCCCUCUACUGGCUCUGUGUUUGGCAUGAGACCAAGCUGCUCCUUUACUGAUAAUAAACAGACUCAUGCUUAUUAAUUAUCAUACUCUAUUUUAAAAAUAAUAAAUAAGGAGUAUUUCUGGUAUUAUUUGUAAUUCCAUUGUGUAAAGUAGAAAUUGCUUUGAACAGUUUGGUGCAGACAAGCUGCAACUGCCUUAAUUACUGUCUUAAGUACCUGGCUGAGUUGGUUCCUGUCUGUAUGUUUGUCUGUUUCUGUAAGCAUGUGUUGCCUUGGUACUCUAUAGGGUCUAUAAGAGACAGAACAGACCAGAGGAAGCCUCGAGUCAGUGUGAGAGGUCUCUGCAGCUGCUGAAGGACUGCGGUAAGCCUGAAAAGAUGUGCUCGGUCUAUAAGGACAUGGCCGCCAUUGAACAGGACAACGGUCAUCUUGAUCAAGCCGCGGAGUACCUCACCAAGGCAAGGAACUGAUAACUAAACACAACUCGAAAGCACCAAACAUGUUAACAUAUCGUCACCCUAUUAAAAUAAUGGCCUAUAUAAUUUUUUGACAAAAACUAGUUUUUGGUCUAAAUCCUCUCUUGAUAAUACUGACCAUCUCUGGUAAAAUCGCCUAAAUCCUCAAUUGAAAGGAUCAUGCCAUGAUCCUUUCAACUAAGGAUUUAAUUAUUUUAAUAGGGUGACAGUAUUUGGGAAUUUUAAAUGGCGCCAGACUCCAUCAUGGCGUAAAGUCCCCUCACUUCUUAUUAGGUGAUAUGUGAUCUGUCUUACUUCACAUGGGUGUUUCUGCUAGGCGCAUGCCAUUGCUAUGAGUCACAGCCUAGAGGAACUACAGGGGGCUCAUAUCUCUCACAGCCUGGCCCUCAUCCUUUCUGCUGCAGAGCCCCCUCACAAUGGUAAGUUCAUCCACUGACACAGGCUAGUCUUGAGCAACAUGCACAGAGGGUUAAUUAGGGUUUGAAUCGACCAUUGUCUUCGUAUAUGGAGAAAUCUUAAAGACGGUGUCAUGAAACCAAGAGUGCACAAUAGUCUUAUUGAAAGCAUCCAAGUACAGUCAUGUCAGUAAGAUUCUUCCUUGUCAGCUCUCUCAUGGCACAUACUGCUCCAUAGUAACUGAGGAUGACAACAAAACAUCUGGAAAGUGGGGAGGGGAUUUCAAUCCAGGAAGAAUCUAGACAAACAAUCGUACUGCACUGGUUCAGUAACACUGAACAUUCCAGUUAUCUAGUUAAUUAUUGCUGUGAUUGAGGUUAAUAUGAAUCAUGUGUUUUAUUUCUGUUAACUUGAAUCAUGUGUUUUAUUUCUUCUCAUGCUGCUUCAGACUCAGCUCAACACCACUUUGAGCAGAGCCUCAGUGCGUACAAAAAAUCUGCAGGUUCACAAGAUCCAACAUUUCUUGCUGUGCAGGAUGAUUACUGUCGUUUCCUCCUCUUCAGUGGCCAGCAGGAGGUUAGACACACUCACUCACAUAAGUCUGACAACAAAUACAACUUAAAAAGUCCUGAAAAAGUUUUUUUUUUUUCAUAAUUUAAUUUAAAAAGUGAAACGUUCAUAAGUUGUAGAUGCAGCAUGCACAAAGUGAAACAUCUCAAGACUUUUUCUUUUGUUUGAAUCUUGAUGAUCACGACUCACAGUUCCCAAAAAUCCACUGUCUCAAAACACUGGAAACUAAUAGAACACUUGUCCAGAAAAGAGGAUUUAAGGUACAGAAUUGUCCUGGAAAUGUUUGUUUAUUUAUACACUCAGUACUUGUUCAGAGCUCCUUUUGCAUUAAUUGCUUGAGGUAAUCAGUCUGUGGCUCUGCUGCUGUUUUAUAGAAGUCCAGGUUACUAUGAUAGCAGCCUUCAGCUCGUCUAUAUUGAUGGUUCUGGUGUCUCUCAUUUUUCCCUUGACAGUACCCCUGAGAUUCUCUAUAGGGUUCAGAUCAGGUGAGUGAUACCAUAGUCAGCAAACCAGUUUGUGGUAGUUUUGGCGCUGUGAGCAGGUACCAGGCCCUGCUGAAAAAAGGAAAUCUAUAUCCUCAACAUUUCCAGAAGACUAAAGCAUAAGGUGAUCUAAAAUCUCUUGGUAGACUUUAGGCUGCAUUGACUCUGGACUUAAUAAAACACUUCAGGUCAACACCAGCAGAAGACAUAGCACCCCAAAUCAUCACAGACCGUGGAAACGUCACUUUAAAGCACCUUGGAUUCUGUGCCUGUCUGUUCAUUGUGUGAUUGAGAUGCAACACCUAUUUUCAUCUUAAAAGAGGACUUUGUACCACUGAGCAAUAGUCAGAUUCUUUUUCUGAACUCUUUCAGGACACUCUGAUUCACCGAACUGCACCAGCACAUCUGUAUUCUGAGUGGUAUAAUGUCAUUCUGGCAAAUAUUGUUACAGAAAUUUUAUAUUUACACUUGUGCAAUUUUGAUUUCUUUGUGCAUGUUUUAUCAUUCAGGCAGAACAACCAUGGAAACACUCAAGUUUGUGUGUUUUAGGGAGAUUGUUUCACCUGCUGGACACGGUGAGGCUGAGGUUUAACCUUUUUUUUUCCAUGCAUCAUCGCAGAGAUGCGUGGAGAUACAGAGGGCGUCUCUUUCUUCAAAAAGAUCUACAUUUGGUGAUCUGAGCGCCGAGGUAGCAGACACCCUUCAGCUGAUCGGGAGUGUGGAGAUGACCAAGGGCAGGAUGAAGCAGGCCCACAGGAACAUGACAAAGGUGAUCGUAUGCUGCAGAUCACAAACAGCACAACUAAUGUUUAUCUUGGUGACAACCUUUGAAUACAUAUUAGGCAUGCUGGACAGAGUUAAAGUUAAUAUCCCACAUGACACUUUAAAUCUGCCAGAGUAUUUGAAGGGCUUUGAUAAAAGGCCAGAACAGCCAGUGGGCGUGUCCAUCUAUCUACCAGUGAGGGUCUUGUUCAGAAUAUACACACACACAAAGAGCCCCUGUCAUUUUGAGAUGAGCUAUUUCCACCAUCCUCCCUAAAGCUCAGUGCUAUCAGAAGCGAAUGCUAAUCUUGGACGUUUGCAGUGUGCACAGGCGCCAUCCCUGGUGUAAAAUAUCACACAGAGUGACUUUGUGUUUUCUCAGCCCGGAUGGAGCCUGACAGAUGGGCAACACAAGUCGGAGAAGAGAAUGGCAGUUUGCUAACUGCUGUCAAUUAUAGGGACACUGACCCCAAUUAGUGUGGCAUGCCAUGAUAUCCUCUGCAACAUAAGUGACCUUCCUGCGUCUUUCAGCGCACAUGCUUUGAAUAAAAAUCAGCAUUUCAGUUAAUUUAAUAAUAAAGCUCCUCCUUUAGAGCUGUUUUCACUUUGGUCUUAUGUAACCACUGUUUUCGUUUUCACAAUCGGAGCAAAUGUUCAUCUGUGACCUCAGUUCUCCCGCCCAUUAAGCUCCCAGUACAAAAAUACACCAGUACGGGAAUUUCUUUAUACCAGCAUCGACAUGAGUGUAAGAAAAGGAGCCCAGUUGCUAUGUUGGUUUGUUUUGGCAUGUAAGUGAAGAGGGAUCCAAGUCCCCCUCUGAUACUGACAGGGGACAUUAUGGCUCUCUCUCUGUCUCUCAGCGCCACCGUUGGCUGGUAACCUUUUGGAAGUUCCCUGACUCAGAGCAGAUAUGUCAGGAUACUCUUUUUCCUGUCAACAUGACACCGUCCUCCCUCUGAUUGAGUAAUCUUUGUUUUUCUAAAAGAAACCAAGCUCAGCCUAAAGAUACAGAACAGAGGACCCACUAAAAACAGAGAACAAUACUACACACACACACACACACACACACACACACAUGCUUACAGUUGACAUCCCCCUUUCUCUGUAGUACUGCUGGAAAAAAAGGCCUUCCAUGACAUCAACCUUAGCAACGGGGAAAACAUCCAAGAGGCCAGAUGGAUCUGCUCCAGAUUACCGAGUGUUUUACUUUCUCUGAUGCAGAGGGAACUUAUUCAGCCUUUUUUUUCUCUCUCUCUCUUUGACAGAGUUCUCUUUACACUGUGUAUGGCGAUUACCAAAAAGCCGUCUUUUAUCACGUCAACUUCAUUUCAUGUGUUUUUAGUUAACGUUAAGACUUUUCUGCCAUAUUCUCUUACAUCUAUGAACCAGUUUGCCCUUUCCUUCCAUUUGAUUGAACCUAACUAAAUGUCGAGUGGAAAAUGACUCAGACUGCGUCUUAAAUUUGUUGACUUAACUACAACAGACCCUGAGUUGUUAGUAGCUCUUGUAAUAAGCCCAGCAGACCCCCCUUGUUGACCUGACACCCAGAGUGGUCAGCACAGGUGUUAUAUAAACCUCAGGGUGCAACAGUAGUUAUUUUGGGAUGUUUAGUGCUUUCACAUGUUGCCAGGAAGUGCUUUUUUCAUUCCUGAGUAUGAGUUGCACCUAUCACUUUCCACUGACCACUCACUCUGCUCUCAUUAUUUUUGUUUUAUUGUAGUGCCUGGAGAUUCAGACUUUGUUGUACGGCCCUCAGCACAAGAAGACGAAAACUACACAGAAAGCUGUGGAUAUGCUGGCGCGGUAAAUCUGCAUAAAGUUUGGUUUUGUUGCCCCUACAAGCCUAUGCUUAAGUGUGUAUUCAAAACUGUGGUUUGACAUCAAAGAAAAGAUCAGAUUAAAGCGAGAACAGGACAUGUUUGAAUAAUGCAACCAUGUGCUGUUUCGCAGGGCACCAGAGGUAGCUGAGAGACAUCAGAGGCAAGGGCGAAAGUCGACAAAAGAUGCACCGACCAGUCAUGAUGAUGGAAACUCAAUGUCAGAGUCUUAAAAUGCUUUUCUUUUUAUUUUGUAUUUAUAAUACCCUUGUUGAUCAUUUACCAGGAACUAUCAACAUCCUUUUUGUAAAGACGUGUUCACCUGUUAAACAAUACGGGCAAUUCACUACAGCAGUCCCCCCUUAUAUCAUGUGAUGACAUUAAAUAAUUAUCUUUGAAGAAAAACUCACACUCAGAAAAUGUUAUCACGAUAGGUUUUAAUCAUGGUAAGAUAUGAAUCAGUGUCCAAGUAUAAGCUGGUAUUUCUGUAACCAAAGCAGUCAUGUCAUUUGGUCAGUAGACAUCAUGAUGUCAACAAAAAUGAUAGGUUAUCCACGGUGGUGACAAACAUUUACUGAACACUCAUCUUGUUAAACAUCCUUUAUACAAUCUUUACUAUAUAUGCUGAUGGUGAUGUUUUUAAUGCAGUGAAAUGGCACAUGGUAUCUAGAGUACAGUGCACAUACACACACAGUGACCUAGCUUACAUUCCUCUAUAAAGCGUCUUUUUAAGAGCAUUGGUUUUGUGUAAAUUAAUGUGAUAAACUUUAUCUGGCACUAAGAUUUAUCUGGCACCGCAAGAUUUUUCUGUGGAUUUCCAGGAGCUAACAUUUAUGACAGCAUGCCUUUUGACUCAAAACAUUAUAAGACACUGUUAAAUUGUUGCUAAAUCUAUAUUUUUCUUCCACAAAUGCGCAGAAAAUAUAGCUUGGCUGUGAAGGUUAGGAACUAUUUUAUUCUCUGUUACGAGUACACAAAACCAAAAACCAGAGUGAACAGUCAGUGCCACUACGAUAAACUGAUAACCCCAGAAUAAACGCAGCCAUUUAUAAACUGAUCAAAAUCAAAGCAAGCAUAGAUGAAUCCAUCGAGCCAACACCAGAUAGAAGAAACAAAUGUCUGAAAGCAACACGCUGCAUAGUUCAAACCAGAUGGAGUAUUUCUCCUUAAAACUGUCAGUGAAUCACUUCAGUUCAUUAAGAUUUGUUAAUCUUAAUGAACUGGUCGCUCUGUUAAGAAGAUCAGAUGUUUAAGUCUUAAACUCCCGCUACACACAUUUGUAUCCGAGUGCUCUCUAUUGGAAGUUAAAAGUCUAUAGAAGUGAAACGCACCAUUAAAAGACACACAUUUAGCAAACAUGCUUUCCAUUGUUUACACUGACAGUGUUACCUGGUUUUGGUUCUUUUAAAUCAAAUGAUUAUUUGCAAUUAGUUGUGCAUUGAGUAUAAGGAUUCAAAAAUACCUCCCUUGAACAAGUGCCUCAUUGGCACCAUUCUUUAUUUUUAGAGUUCAAAACUUGCUUAUUUCCCUGUGACAAAUAACACGAUUUCCUUCCACCCCCACUUCACUGUCCUCUCUUACAAGCAUCACAAGUACUGGAACUAUACUCUGUACCCAUCAUGGAACAGUUUUACACUUAGUACACUUAAACGAUCCCACCUGGCAGCUCUACCAUACCCUACUCUACCAUACUCUAACGUAUCUGCUAGCAGCAGCACAGCACCUCAGAACUCUAAACUGUCUCGCGUUGCAGAAAACUGCAGAAUGUUUAAGCUUUACAGCAUUGGUUAGUACAAAAAUAGAGAAUCUAGAGAGAAAUGAGCCCUCUGAAGUUAAUCUGCAAACUGGAAAAGGUUUAACCAACCUGUGUAGCGCUCAUCAACAUCGACCAACACAAGCUUUGCUACAUUGUUCACGUUAAAGCCCCAGCCUGUAAUAGUUAGAACUUCGCUUUUUUUGUUCAACUGCCAUAAUUAACACCAGAAAAAUGCAUAACUCUUGUAAUAUUUGCCUGAUAGUUAAAUUCUGCUUUAGUUUCAAGCUGCAGUUGUUUGAAGUGACACUCUCUGAGCAGGUAAAGUCAAAGAUACAAGAUGUUUUACUGCAAAAGCUAAAGCAUCGGGUUAUUGUCUCCAAACAGCAUUGCA